AUGAAACUACCAGAAAUCACUGAGGAGCAGAUAAAACUUCAAGUUUUUCCAUUCUCCUUGAAAGAUGCAACCAAGGAUUGGUUGUUCAACUUGUCCACCGGGAGUGUGACCACGUGGAUGGAUAUGAAGCGCGCAAGUUCCUUGAAAGGUUCUUUCCCGAAUACAAUCGAUGCUGCUAGUGGAGGAGCUCUUAUGAACAAGACUCUGAGAGAAGCUUGGGAAUUGCUAAACGACAAGGCUAUGAACUCUCAAAAAAUUCGGCCAAGGGAUGUUGUGGGAGUGAAAGAAGCUACCAAGGUAAGUUCUCCUUUGCAACAACAAUUGAAUGAGUUAACUACUUUUGUGAGAAAACUUGUUGUAGGGAACUCUCAAGUGAAGCCAUGUGGGAUUUGUGCGAGUGUUGAGCAUUUUACGGAUGCUUGUCCUACAUUGACACAAGAGGUGGAAGUGAAUGCAGCAGGAUUUGCACAGAGAAGGGCUUAUGAUCCCUAUUCAAACACAUACAAUCUAGGAUGGCGAGACCACCCCAAUUUUCGAUAUGCAAAUCAGAAUCAGCAAUCCUUUGGACAACAGCAACCACCGGGAUUCCAACCACCUGUGCAACAGCAACAACAAUGGACCAUGCCCCAAGCUCCUAGUCCUAGUAACUCUUUGCAUGAUAUAGUGAAAUCAAUUGCCUCUAAUUUUUUGCAAUUACAGCAAGAGACAAGAACUAGUAUAAAAAACUUGGAAGAUCAGAUGUCUCAAGUCGUGGAAGAGGUGCGUGAAAUGAAAGAAAGGGAAAGAGGCAAGCUACCUGCUCAAACCCACAUGAACCCGAGCAAUGUUAGUUCAAUGGUCUUGCGAAGUGGUAAGGAGCUAGAAGGUCCGAAGGUUGUUGCACAAAAAGAGAGAGCCGAAGAGGAGAUUGAGAAGGAGAUCGAACAAGAAGCGAACAAGUUAGCGAAACCGGCUAAGAGUGACAAAGACAAGGAGAUCAUGGAAUUUUUUAAGAAGGUGGAGCUAACGAUUCCUUUGCUCGAUGCAAUUAAGCAAGUCCCCCGUUAUGCAAAGUUUCUAAAGGAGUUGUGUACUAAGAAGCAUAAGUUGAGAGGGGACGAAAAAGUGUUAGAUGGAGGGACUGUGUCCACUGUGCUGCAAAGGAAAUUGCCACAAAAGUGCAGAGAUCCAGAUGUCCUUAAUCAAAAUGUGCAGGAAGUCUUUGAAGUUGGAGAAAUAAGGAAGUUGCAAUUGCAAGAGUUUGAGGAAUUCAGAACAAAGCUUUCAAGAAUGCAAGGAAUUAUAAAGGAAAUAGUAAGAAAUUUCAUGAUCCAAAUAUUUUGA
Molecule: messenger RNA, 1323 nt
Organism: Andrographis paniculata
Lineage: Eukaryota; Viridiplantae; Streptophyta; Magnoliopsida; Lamiales; Acanthaceae
Exons: 3
Coding region: 1-1323 (440 amino acids)
Source: RefSeq, a predicted model, not a curated record